Molecule: messenger RNA, 1263 nt
Organism: Saxophila tyrrhenica
Lineage: Eukaryota; Fungi; Ascomycota; Dothideomycetes; Mycosphaerellales; Extremaceae
Exons: 4
Coding region: 1-1263 (420 amino acids)
Molecular function (GO): FMN binding; oxidoreductase activity
Source: RefSeq, a predicted model, not a curated record
AUGGAUCCCAACGCCCCGAACCCGAAGCACAGAAACACACCCGAGUACGCCCGCUACCAACGCGAGCUCUUCUGGGCGGAGAACGAAGGCGUAACACCGCCCUUCAACACCGACCCAGACAAACUCGAACAGCGCGCGGAACAAAAACUCAGCGAAGGCGGCUGGUACUACGCCUCCUCCAACGCGGGCCAAUCCCUCACCCACCUCGCCAACCGCCAGGCCUUCUACCGGCACAAAGUGCUCCCGCGCAUGCUCGUAGACACCAACAAACGCGAUACCAAAACCUCCAUCUUCGGGCACAAAGUCAGCGCACCGAUUGGCUUCGCACCGAUUGGGAUCAAUAAGAUCUAUAAUCCUGAAGGCGAGCUGCCGGUGGCGCAGGUAGCGAAGGAGCUGAAUCUACCGUACUGUCUGUCCACGGCAGGGUCGCAACCGAUUGAGGAUGUUGGGAAAGCGAACGGAGCCGGGCCCAGGUUCUUCCAGCUGUAUAUGCCGCACGACGACGAGCUGACGGUGUCGCUGCUGAAGCGGGCUUGGGACAGCGGGUUCACGGCGUGUAUCCUGACGGUGGAUACAUGGCAGCUGGGCUGGAGGCACAAUGACGUGAACACGUCGGAUUAUGCGUUCUACAAAGGCAUCGGUGCGGAUCUGGGGCUUUCGGAUCCCGUGUUCCAGAAGAAGAUGAAGGAGGCUGGGAUCGAUCCGAAGACGCAGCCGAAGGAGGCAGGGGCGAUGUGGAUUGAUAAUGUCUGGCACGGACGUGCGCAUACGUGGGAGAAGAUCCCGUGGUUGAUCAAGACGUGGAAGGAGAUCUCUGGCGGGAAGCCGUUUGCGAUCAAGGGUAUUCAGCGGGUUGAUGAUGCGCGGAAGUGUGUUGAGGUGGGGUGUGAUGGGAUUGUGGUGAGCAACCAUGCCGGACGGCAAGUCGAUGGUGCCAUUGCCAGUCUGGACGCGUUGGAGAACAUUGUCAAUGCUGUUGGCGACAAGACAUACAUCAUGUACGACUCCGGCGUCCGAGGCGCGACAGAUGUCUUCAAAGCGCUGGCGCUCGGUGCGAAGUUCGUCUUCGUCGGCAGACUAUGGGUCUGGGGCCUCUCGAUCAUGGGCACGACCGGUGUGCGACACGUCAUGAAGUCCCUCCUCGCGGACUUCGACAUCAUGAUGAACGUCGCGGGUUGCCAGAGCGUAGACCAGAUCGACAGGAGCUGGCUAGAGAGUCAGCCAAAGAGUUACUCGCUGGUGCAGGAGCGGAGCAAGCUGUAA